AUGGAUAGGUGGAUUUGGGACAAGGAAGUAAAUGGCAAAUUCACGGUCAAGAGUGCUUAUAAGAUGAUUCAGGAGAUUGAGACUAGUGGUGAUGGGGAAACAUCCUUGCAGAUGGGGGAUAGGAGUCUUUGGCGGAAAAUAUGGCAUAUGGAAGUUUCCAGGAAGAUUAAAGCGUUUGCAUGGAAGGCUUGUAACGAUAUUUUACCAACACUUAUUAAUCUUAGGAGGAAAAAGGUGGAGGUGGAUUCUAAGUGCUGUUUCUAUCAGAUUCAUGAGGAAGAUAUUACUCAUGCUUUGUUAAAUUGUCCUACUAUCUAUAUUGUUUGGCAGCGUUUCUUCCUAGUGGACAAGUUUCUUCAUACUUCUUUCAGUUUUAUUCAAACUAUGCACAAGGUUCUGAUGCAAGGCAGCGAAGCUAAACUAACUUUGUUUUGUGUCCUUUGCUGGAGCGUAUGGUACAGAAGGAAUCAAAUGCAGAUGGAGAAGAAUUUGCUACAACCUGUCCAAGCGACUAAGCGUGCUUUAUCAAUGUGCAAAGUCUUUAAUGAUGUGAAGGCUGGAGUUGGGAUGGUUAUGCGAGAUACACAUGGAGCAAUUGUGAUGGUAGCAAGUAAGAUUGAGCAAGAGGUGGAUGAGGCAGCUACAAUUGAAGCCAUUGAUGUGUUGAGAGGGAUACAACUUUGUCUUCCACUUGGCAUCCCAAAAGUAGCCAUUGAAACUGAUUGCCUCAGUGUGGUUCAGGAGCUGCAAUCUAAUGAAACCUUUUAUGCUAAUGCUGUUCAAAUGGGUCUAGGAAAUCCAUCAGAUGUACUGGAUGGUAAGGAGAGUAAUCUUGAUAAGGAGAGGCGGCUGAGUCAUCCUGAGAAUGAGAGGUCUGUUGAGAAGGAGAGGUCUAAUGAGCUGGUGAUAAUGCAGGUUGUUGUAAUAGAGAUAAGCUAG
Messenger RNA from Juglans microcarpa x Juglans regia, 939 nucleotides. RefSeq lists its product as uncharacterized. The record is from RefSeq and is a predicted model, not a curated record. Gene Ontology annotation, molecular function: RNA-DNA hybrid ribonuclease activity; nucleic acid binding. Bases 1 to 939 code for a protein of 312 amino acids. NCBI's taxonomy places the organism in Eukaryota, Viridiplantae, Streptophyta, Magnoliopsida, Fagales, Juglandaceae. The transcript has 3 exons.